Molecule: messenger RNA, 10782 nt
Organism: Megalobrama amblycephala (Wuchang bream)
Lineage: Eukaryota; Metazoa; Chordata; Actinopteri; Cypriniformes; Xenocyprididae
Exons: 3
Coding region: 8-9535 (3175 amino acids)
Biological process (GO): DNA integration; proteolysis
Molecular function (GO): aspartic-type endopeptidase activity; nucleic acid binding
Source: RefSeq, a predicted model, not a curated record
CCGAGCAAUGCGAGGAAAACCCGAAGGCUCAAGAUGCAGCACGUUAACAAAGGAACGGUUCUUGGAGCGUGCAGUUGGCAAGUGCCCUGAAGUUGAUGUUCAAAUUGGCGGUGUUCUAGUUAGAUGUCUGCUAGACACAGGAAGUAAUGUGAGCACCUUAACAGAAAGUUUCUUCAGGAAAAACCUCCAUGGAGAAGACAAAGACCUUCACCGCACCUCUAAGUGGUUGAGAAUAACUGCAGCAAACAAGCUACCACUUCCAUACCUGGGCUAUGUUGAACUGGAUAUACAAGUGAUGGGGCUAACUAUACCUGAGUGUGGGUUUCUAAUAGUCCGAGAUGGGGAUGCUGCAGAACUAGAUCCAUCUCCCCCUGGUAUCAUAGGCAUGAAUAUCACCCAGAGAUGCAGAGAGUUUGCACUGACUGAGUUUGACACCACUUUAGGAGGAAAGCUGGACUCUGUGUGGAGAGAAGCCUUCAAUCAUGUACAGGACAUUGAACUGGAAAAAACGACGUCCACAGUCAAAGUUAGCGGUAAGGGCAAAACCCAUGUACCAGCAUCCUCUGUAGCCACGGUCUAUGCCAGAGUAAACAAGAGAGCCACUGACACCAGUGCUUGGCUGCUGCUGGAACCCGGGAGCACCCCAUUACCAGGUGGACUGAUCCCCAUGCCCACCUUAGUGUCGCCCAAAAGUCAAGUGCUUCCAGUUCAAGUAGUCAACCUCUCCCAAGAAGAUGUUUGGCUGCCCCCUAAUGUUCGGCUUGGCGUACUUACCCCCUGUCAGUGCGUUGAGAGUGACGUUUGUGAGGUGAGGUUUCACAGCAUCUCUGCCGAACACGAAGAAGUGAGUAUUGACCAGAGAGACAAACCAGAGUCCAAUACUAGCCCAAGGAAUCUGUUAAGUAGACUGCACAUAGGAGGUACCCCAGAACAGCAAGCAAGGCUCUGUGAGCUACUAACAAAGUAUGCAGAUGUGUUUGCAGAGUGCGACGAAGACCUGGGUUAUACAGAUCGAGUGAAACAUGAAAUCCACUUGACAGAUGAUGCCCCCGUUGCCCAGCCAUAUCGCAGGAUACCACCGACUCAGUUUGAAGAGGUCAAAGAGCACAUCUCGGGUUUACUCAGGAAGGGUGUCAUCCAGGAAAGCUCGAGUUCCUACGCCUCACCCAUCGUUCUGGUGCGCAAAGGCGAUGGAAGCCUAAGGCUGUGCGUGGAUUAUAGAAGACUAAAUUCCAAGACUAAACGUGAUGCUUUUCCAUUGCCACGUAUUGAUGAGAGUUUGGAUGCGUUGGGUGGAGCUCAAGUGUUUUCGACAAUAGACCUUGCUAGCGGUUACCAUCAAGUUGCCGUCCAUGAAAAGGACAGAUAUAAGACAGCAUUCACUACACCUUUUGGCCUCUAUGAGUACCGGCGGAUGCCCUUCGGGCUGUGCAAUGCGCCCGCAACGUUCCAGCGGCUCAUGCAGGCCAUCAUGAGUGACUUUGUGUUCCGAAUUGUGCUUGUCUACUUGGAUGACUUGUUAGUGUACUCAUCCACCUUUCACGAACAUCUGGUGCGACUUGAAACUGUAUUUAGAAGGUUGAAGGAAACUGGGCUGAAGAUUAAAAUAGAGAAGUGUCAUUUCUUGCAGCCAGAAGUGAGAUUCCUUGGCCAUCAAGUUUCGUCGCAAGGUGUGAGUACAGACCCUGACAAGAUAAGUGCAGUUCGGGAGUGGCCAGUCCCCAGUACUCUCAAAGAACUGAGAUCAUUCUUGGGGUUUUGUAGCUAUUACCGGAGAUUUAUCGAAGGUUUCUCUCAGAUAGCCGGGCCAUUGCACGAUCUAGUGAAUGUGUGCCUUAGAGAUACAAGCCCCAUCAAGGCAGCUCAGCUGUAUAAAAGGUCUUGGACUCCCCAGUGCCAAACGGCCUUUGAGCGUCUCAAAGACAAACUUACCAGUGCACCAAUGCUGGGGUAUGCUGAUUUCACUCUUCCCUUUGUGCUUGAGACUGAUGCAAGUAACCUCGGGUUGGGAGCGGUCUUGUACCAACAUCAAAAGGGUGAGAGGACUGUAAUCGCUUAUGCCAGUAGGAGGCUGAGAGGGGCUGAGAAAAACGAUCAGAACUACAGCAGCAUGAAGCUGGAGCUGUUAGCACUUAAGUGGGCGGUCACUGAAAAGUUCCGAAGUUAUCUGCUGGGGUCCAAAUUCACCAUCAUAACAGACAACAACCCCCUCUGCCACCUCACGACCGCCAAAUUAGGAGCCAUUGAACAGCGCUGGGCUGCCCAGCUCGCUGUUUUUGAUUUUGAAAUCAAGUACCGCCCUGGACGAUGCAACACUGCAGCUGAUGCUCUUUCUAGGAGACCAGGAUCCAAUGAACCACACUCUGAGAGUGAAGAUGCAGAGUAUGAUGGCUGUGUGGCAAUCUGUAAUUCGCUCAGGACAGGAACAGCUUUGGGACCGGAGCUGUUAGCAGCAGGAGUUGAGUGCAGCCGAGUCAGGCAGUUACAAACCGCCUUGGCUGGAGAAGGUGAUCUUGGGUGUGAGAAUACUCCCACUUUGCCCGGGUAUUCCAAGGCAGAGCUUCGUCAGUUUCAGGAGUCUGAUCCAACACUCAGUGUGUUCAAGAGAUUCUGGAGCCGGCAAAGGAAACCUACCAAGCAGGAGAGAUUAGUCCUGUCCAGAUCAGUGAGUUCCCUGCUCAAACAGUGGCCAAGGAUCAUUGAAAAGGAUGGUCUCUUAUACCGUGUAAUCAAGGAUGUCCACACUGGAGAAUGUCACCAGUUAUUGUUACCCACCUGCCUGACAGAUCAAGUCCUGAAAAAUGUCCACGAUCAGAUGGGUCAUCAGGGGAUUGAGAGAACCUUAGCCCUGUUGAGACAGAGAUGUUUUUGGGGAGGAAUGUAUGAGGAUGUGGAACAGUGGGUGAAGCAAUGUCAACGCUGCGUGUUAGCAAAGAUGCCGCAACCCAAGAUUAAGGCACCGUGGGCUUCAUUCUUGGCCUCCCGGCCACUGGAGGUUGUAGCAGUUGACUUUACAACUCUUGAACCAGCCACGGAUGGGCGAGAAAAUGUUCUAGUAGUGACUGAUGUGUUUACAAAGUUCAGUCAAGCAUUUCCCACUCGUGACCAGAAGGCCGAGACCACCGCCAAGAUCCUCCUCAGAGAAUGGUUCCUGAAGUAUGGAGUUCCCGAACGCUUACACUCUGAUCAGGGCAGGAAUUUCGAAAGCGCUGUUAUCGCGGAGCUCUGCAAGUUGUAUGGGGUCAAGAAAACUCGUACAACCCCACAUCACCCCCAGGGUAAUCCGCAAUGUGAAAGGUUCAACAGAACCCUUCAUGACCUCUUGAAGUCUCUCCCGCCUGAAAAGAAGCGCAGAUGGCCGGACCAUUUAUCUGAGCUUGUUUAUGCAUAUAACGUAACACCGCACUCGUCGACAGGGUACUCACCAUACUAUCUGUUGUUCGGGGUCCAGCCACAUCUGCCUGUUGAUGCUCUAUUGGGCCAGGAGCCUGUAACAGAUGAUAAGCCUGACUGGUUAAAAGUGCAUCAAGAACGUCUCCGAGAUGCCCAUGUUCGAGCAAAGGAAUAUGCUGAACGGAGGGCGGUGGAAAGAGCAAGGCAGCAUGAGGAGAAGGUAUAUUGCCCAGCUGUAGAGGUGGGGCAACAUGUGUACCUGCGACACCGCCCGCCUGGACGAAACAAGAUUCAGGACGCUUGGUCUUCCAUCGUGUACCGGGUGUUGGAGGUACAGGGGACCACCUACACCGUGGAGCCUGUUGAAGGAGGCACAGUAAAAAGAGUGCACAGAUCCAAUCUCAGGCCCUGCAAUAAUCCAGUACCAGUGCCCAUGCCAAGGAAUUGGAAGCCCCCUAUAAAAGAAGUGUGUACCUCAGCUCCUGAGUCAGAGAUGCCCUCGCUGGAAGCAGAGUGCGUUCUUGUGGAGGAAGUUCUUUGUCCUGUGGAGAAACUGACAGUAGCCCAGACAUCUGAGUGUCCAAGGCAACCGGUUCCUGAUCAUUUCUAUGAUCAUGUGGAGCAAUCUGAUACGAGUGGUGACGGUUCAGGACCAGAGAGCCAUGGGAUACCUGAAGGUGCCCGGGAAGUGACUCCAACAUCGGUGGAUUCAGGAAAAGAAAGUGUCCACUUACCUGCUGGGGAUCCAGUGAUGAGACCUGUGCCUGCUCCUAGAAAUAAAAGAGGAGAGUGUGUUAAGUUGGAAGUGCCUUGUCCUGCAGUACGUAAAACACAGAGAACAACUGCAGGAGCACAUAGUAACCCGUAUCGACUGCCCAGGUCUGCGUGCAAUGCAGUGUCUUUCAGUCCUGAUGUGCUCUCUCAGGUGCUAGCUGGAAUGGUCCUUUAUACCACUGGGCAGCUUCAAGGGGGGCAAGAUGAUCAGAUAUAUGGCGAUCAUGUCAAAGAUGGUCAGUCUGUAGAUGAGUUCAUUGACGAGGUUGAACGUGUAAUACGGGUGAGGGGUUUGAACACUGAUGACCAAGUGGACUUUAUUCUGUCCCAUUUAAGAGGUUCAGCCUUAGACGAAGUCAAGCUGUGUAUGGGGGGAGAGACUAAACAACCCAGUGAUCUGUUUUCAUAUCUGCGUGGGGCCUUUAGGGAGAAACGUACCACACCUCAGUUGUUGCACGCUUUUUAUGCACGCAGACAGUCAGAGGGAGAAGAUUUCCGUGACUUUUCCCAUGCUCUCUCUCAGCUUCUUAGCGCUGCUCAACAACAGUCCCCCAAUGCUGUGUCUAAUCCCCAGAUUGCUUUAAGAGAUCAAUUCAUUGAAGGCAUAAGGGAUGCGUCCCUGCGUAGAGAGCUGCGCAAACUUAUUAGAGAAAAGCCUCAAUCCACCCUGUUUGAUGUCCGUGAAGAGGCCAUGAUGUGGGUUGUGGAAGACAGACCCCGUGGUGCUAAUGUGGCCAGGAGUCGAAAUAUCAUGAGCACGAGCUCUGAGGAGACCUCAGAACGUACAACCUCAGUCAGUGCAGCACAAAAUGACAUAGCUGUGGCCUUGCAGGAGGUAGUGAAAAUAAUCACUCAGCAGGGUAAAGCUAUUGGGGAACUCACUAAUGCAGUUCGAGAACUCACCGUACAAAAGUUCCAAGAGCCAGUCCACUGCCAACUCAAGCUCUGGGGUGCAGGGAAACGGGGUCCCUCCGUUGCUGUGAGCCGAGCAAUGCGAGGAAAACCCGAAGGCUCAAGAUGCAGCACGUUAACAAAGGAACGGUUCUUGGAGCGUGCAGUUGGCAAGUGCCCUGAAGUUGAUGUUCAAAUUGGCGGUGUUCUAGUUAGAUGUCUGCUAGACACAGGAAGUAAUGUGAGCACCUUAACAGAAAGUUUCUUCAGGAAAAACCUCCAUGGAGAAGACAAAGACCUUCACCGCACCUCUAAGUGGUUGAGAAUAACUGCAGCAAACAAGCUACCACUUCCAUACCUGGGCUAUGUUGAACUGGAUAUACAAGUGAUGGGGCUAACUAUACCUGAGUGUGGGUUUCUAAUAGUCCGAGAUGGGGAUGCUGCAGAACUAGAUCCAUCUCCCCCUGGUAUCAUAGGCAUGAAUAUCACCCAGAGAUGCAGAGAGUUUGCACUGACUGAGUUUGACACCACUUUAGGAGGAAAGCUGGACUCUGUGUGGAGAGAAGCCUUCAAUCAUGUACAGGACAUUGAACUGGAAAAAACGACGUCCACAGUCAAAGUUAGCGGUAAGGGCAAAACCCAUGUACCAGCAUCCUCUGUAGCCACGGUCUAUGCCAGAGUAAACAAGAGAGCCACUGACACCAGUGCUUGGCUGCUGCUGGAACCCGGGAGCACCCCAUUACCAGGUGGACUGAUCCCCAUGCCCACCUUAGUGUCGCCCAAAAGUCAAGUGCUUCCAGUUCAAGUAGUCAACCUCUCCCAAGAAGAUGUUUGGCUGCCCCCUAAUGUUCGGCUUGGCGUACUUACCCCCUGUCAGUGCGUUGAGAGUGACGUUUGUGAGGUGAGGUUUCACAGCAUCUCUGCCGAACACGAAGAAGUGAGUAUUGACCAGAGAGACAAACCAGAGUCCAAUACUAGCCCAAGGAAUCUGUUAAGUAGACUGCACAUAGGAGGUACCCCAGAACAGCAAGCAAGGCUCUGUGAGCUACUAACAAAGUAUGCAGAUGUGUUUGCAGAGUGCGACGAAGACCUGGGUUAUACAGAUCGAGUGAAACAUGAAAUCCACUUGACAGAUGAUGCCCCCGUUGCCCAGCCAUAUCGCAGGAUACCACCGACUCAGUUUGAAGAGGUCAAAGAGCACAUCUCGGGUUUACUCAGGAAGGGUGUCAUCCAGGAAAGCUCGAGUUCCUACGCCUCACCCAUCGUUCUGGUGCGCAAAGGCGAUGGAAGCCUAAGGCUGUGCGUGGAUUAUAGAAGACUAAAUUCCAAGACUAAACGUGAUGCUUUUCCAUUGCCACGUAUUGAUGAGAGUUUGGAUGCGUUGGGUGGAGCUCAAGUGUUUUCGACAAUAGACCUUGCUAGCGGUUACCAUCAAGUUGCCGUCCAUGAAAAGGACAGAUAUAAGACAGCAUUCACUACACCUUUUGGCCUCUAUGAGUACCGGCGGAUGCCCUUCGGGCUGUGCAAUGCGCCCGCAACGUUCCAGCGGCUCAUGCAGGCCAUCAUGAGUGACUUUGUGUUCCGAAUUGUGCUUGUCUACUUGGAUGACUUGUUAGUGUACUCAUCCACCUUUCACGAACAUCUGGUGCGACUUGAAACUGUAUUUAGAAGGUUGAAGGAAACUGGGCUGAAGAUUAAAAUAGAGAAGUGUCAUUUCUUGCAGCCAGAAGUGAGAUUCCUUGGCCAUCAAGUUUCGUCGCAAGGUGUGAGUACAGACCCUGACAAGAUAAGUGCAGUUCGGGAGUGGCCAGUCCCCAGUACUCUCAAAGAACUGAGAUCAUUCUUGGGGUUUUGUAGCUAUUACCGGAGAUUUAUCGAAGGUUUCUCUCAGAUAGCCGGGCCAUUGCACGAUCUAGUGAAUGUGUGCCUUAGAGAUACAAGCCCCAUCAAGGCAGCUCAGCUGUAUAAAAGGUCUUGGACUCCCCAGUGCCAAACGGCCUUUGAGCGUCUCAAAGACAAACUUACCAGUGCACCAAUGCUGGGGUAUGCUGAUUUCACUCUUCCCUUUGUGCUUGAGACUGAUGCAAGUAACCUCGGGUUGGGAGCGGUCUUGUACCAACAUCAAAAGGGUGAGAGGACUGUAAUCGCUUAUGCCAGUAGGAGGCUGAGAGGGGCUGAGAAAAACGAUCAGAACUACAGCAGCAUGAAGCUGGAGCUGUUAGCACUUAAGUGGGCGGUCACUGAAAAGUUCCGAAGUUAUCUGCUGGGGUCCAAAUUCACCAUCAUAACAGACAACAACCCCCUCUGCCACCUCACGACCGCCAAAUUAGGAGCCAUUGAACAGCGCUGGGCUGCCCAGCUCGCUGUUUUUGAUUUUGAAAUCAAGUACCGCCCUGGACGAUGCAACACUGCAGCUGAUGCUCUUUCUAGGAGACCAGGAUCCAAUGAACCACACUCUGAGAGUGAAGAUGCAGAGUAUGAUGGCUGUGUGGCAAUCUGUAAUUCGCUCAGGACAGGAACAGCUUUGGGACCGGAGCUGUUAGCAGCAGGAGUUGAGUGCAGCCGAGUCAGGCAGUUACAAACCGCCUUGGCUGGAGAAGGUGAUCUUGGGUGUGAGAAUACUCCCACUUUGCCCGGGUAUUCCAAGGCAGAGCUUCGUCAGUUUCAGGAGUCUGAUCCAACACUCAGUGUGUUCAAGAGAUUCUGGAGCCGGCAAAGGAAACCUACCAAGCAGGAGAGAUUAGUCCUGUCCAGAUCAGUGAGUUCCCUGCUCAAACAGUGGCCAAGGAUCAUUGAAAAGGAUGGUCUCUUAUACCGUGUAAUCAAGGAUGUCCACACUGGAGAAUGUCACCAGUUAUUGUUACCCACCUGCCUGACAGAUCAAGUCCUGAAAAAUGUCCACGAUCAGAUGGGUCAUCAGGGGAUUGAGAGAACCUUAGCCCUGUUGAGACAGAGAUGUUUUUGGGGAGGAAUGUAUGAGGAUGUGGAACAGUGGGUGAAGCAAUGUCAACGCUGCGUGUUAGCAAAGAUGCCGCAACCCAAGAUUAAGGCACCGUGGGCUUCAUUCUUGGCCUCCCGGCCACUGGAGGUUGUAGCAGUUGACUUUACAACUCUUGAACCAGCCACGGAUGGGCGAGAAAAUGUUCUAGUAGUGACUGAUGUGUUUACAAAGUUCAGUCAAGCAUUUCCCACUCGUGACCAGAAGGCCGAGACCACCGCCAAGAUCCUCCUCAGAGAAUGGUUCCUGAAGUAUGGAGUUCCCGAACGCUUACACUCUGAUCAGGGCAGGAAUUUCGAAAGCGCUGUUAUCGCGGAGCUCUGCAAGUUGUAUGGGGUCAAGAAAACUCGUACAACCCCACAUCACCCCCAGGGUAAUCCGCAAUGUGAAAGGUUCAACAGAACCCUUCAUGACCUCUUGAAGUCUCUCCCGCCUGAAAAGAAGCGCAGAUGGCCGGACCAUUUAUCUGAGCUUGUUUAUGCAUAUAACGUAACACCGCACUCGUCGACAGGGUACUCACCAUACUAUCUGUUGUUCGGGGUCCAGCCACAUCUGCCUGUUGAUGCUCUAUUGGGCCAGGAGCCUGUAACAGAUGAUAAGCCUGACUGGUUAAAAGUGCAUCAAGAACGUCUCCGAGAUGCCCAUGUUCGAGCAAAGGAAUAUGCUGAACGGAGGGCGGUGGAAAGAGCAAGGCAGCAUGAGGAGAAGGUAUAUUGCCCAGCUGUAGAGGUGGGGCAACAUGUGUACCUGCGACACCGCCCGCCUGGACGAAACAAGAUUCAGGACGCUUGGUCUUCCAUCGUGUACCGGGUGUUGGAGGUACAGGGGACCACCUACACCGUGGAGCCUGUUGAAGGAGGCACAGUAAAAAGAGUGCACAGAUCCAAUCUCAGGCCCUGCAAUAAUCCAGUACCAGUGCCCAUGCCAAGGAAUUGGAAGCCCCCUAUAAAAGAAGUGUGUACCUCAGCUCCUGAGUCAGAGAUGCCCUCGCUGGAAGCAGAGUGCGUUCUUGUGGAGGAAGUUCUUUGUCCUGUGGAGAAACUGACAGUAGCCCAGACAUCUGAGUGUCCAAGGCAACCGGUUCCUGAUCAUUUCUAUGAUCAUGUGGAGCAAUCUGAUACGAGUGGUGACGGUUCAGGACCAGAGAGCCAUGGGAUACCUGAAGGUGCCCGGGAAGUGACUCCAACAUCGGUGGAUUCAGGAAAAGAAAGUGUCCACUUACCUGCUGGGGAUCCAGUGAUGAGACCUGUGCCUGCUCCUAGAAAUAAAAGAGGAGAGUGUGUUAAGUUGGAAGUGCCUUGUCCUGCAGUACGUAAAACACAGAGAACAACUGCAGGAGCACAUAGUAACCCGUAUCGACUGCCCAGGUCUGCGUGCAAUGCAGUGUCUUUCAGUCCUGAUGUGCUCUCUCAGGUGCUAGCUGGAAUGGUCCUUUAUACCACUGGGCAGCUUCAAGGGGGGCAAGAUGAUCAGAUAUAGUAGUCACCGGGGACGUUGACAUUCAGCAGGGGAGAGUGUAACCAGGUUGAAAAGUUGUGUCAAACACAAAACUGUUUUUACCCCCCCCCCUGGGUUAAAUGUACUGCACACACAGUAUGUUUUCAUGCUUUUCUCAUCUGUUGCCAUAAGGUGAUGCUGGCCCUUUAAGAAACACGGCUGUGUGAGUGUCGUGAAGUGCUGCGAGAGCUACAAAUGAGCAGCACGAGUUAUAUUAGUGCAGGGUGAAUGUUCCGCCUAAAAUAGAUGUUCGUCAUCAUUAAAAUCACAAAAUACCGAGAAAUAUGCACAGGCAGUGAAUUAUAUACUCGUUCUCAGUGUGAUGUGAGUUCGGAUGGCUGUGUAGUUUUGCAUACCGACAACUAUUGCUGACGAACUGUUCAGUGUGGGGGAGCUAACUGUUUCUCAAGAUAUUUCAAGCGUAAGUGUUGACGAUAUAAUCUGUAUCGGUGUACUGUUAAAAAAGAACUUCUUUUGUGCAUAAUCUAAUGCAAACCAGUGUUACUGAAACAUGGUUAUUUUGUUUAGAGGGGAGAAAAGUGCUCCAUAGGCCCUUUGUGUUUCCGGUGCGAGUGUAAAGCAUCCAAGUGAGUGUUCACUUUUAUUGAUUGUAACAGUGUUUAUUAGUGCUUCCUUGGAAUGAGUGUAAUAGUAUCAUUGUUCUAAUUCAAUGUGUUCCAAAUGUUAAGGAAAAGUUUGAAUGUUGUCCCUUUAUCAUCUGCAGAGGGAAAUCGAGUCAGCAACUGGCCCUGUUAAUGUGUACAUGUGUUUAAGAGGUGAUGAGUUGUAAGUUUGAAUCAUCAAAUUCAUUUUUGAAGUCCUCUUAGUACUCAUUUACGAAUGUAAGGUUACCUGAGUGUGAAAUGCUGCAGUAGUGUUUGUGGUGUAUUAAGGAAUACCCCAAAAAUGCAACUAAUUUCCUUCCAUGUACUUUUCAUGUAACUUGAGUAGCCUUGUUUGAUUUGACAACUUUGAUUUGUUGACAGCUGUCAUGUUACAACUGUGUGUCUAUUUGUUUUCCAGCAUGAAAGGCUACUACCGUUGUCUUUGUUAGCAAAUAUUGUGGUGGAAAAGAAGUGCACUCAUUUUGAUGUGAAGAUCAAACUUUAUUUUUUCCUACUGGCUGUAAUCACAUUUAUAUUUUUCUGUCACUAUUUUCCAAAGUUUUCAUACUUAAUGCUGCACUGCUCCAAGUGCAGUCUGGAAUAAAAGACCCCAUUUAAAUUUUU